AAGCAAAAGAAAGAGCAUUCCAAGCAGAAAGACAUAUAAUAUUACAAAGUAGAAAAAUCAACUUUGGAAAAUUAGCCAACAUCAAAGUAACCAAAGUAAAUAAUGCAAAAUUUACUAAAAAAGAACGAUCUCAAAAGAAAGUCUCAAUAAAAAAUAUUGAUACUCUACAAAAUGACAAAUCUAAAAGAAACUGCUUUAAAUGUGGAAAACCAGGACAUUUUGCUAGGAAUUGCUACUCAAACACUAAAAAAGACUCCUUUAACAAUGUAAACAAUUGGAAACUUAAAAAGAAAAGAUUUUGUUCACAAUGUGGAAAACCAUAUCCAAAACAUCACCCAGGAUCCAAUAGCAAGUCAUAUGCAUUGGCCACAUCUCUCGCUAAUGCUCAAGAUAGCAUCCAACGAAGUGAACAAAAUAAAUUUGAGCUCGAACAAGACAAAAAAUCUAACAGAUCAACUAAAAAAAACAAAAAGAAAGCCUCUAAAGAUACUAAAAUUAGCAAGAAAAUACUGAAAGAAUACUUACAUGCUAUUAAAAAAUAUCCACAACAAAAACCUAAAGAGAAUAUUAGAAAACCAUCAAUAAGAAACUCCAAUACUAACCAAAUUAAUUGG
Dentiscutata heterogama is the source of this 614-nucleotide messenger RNA. The record is from the annotation of a GenBank genome assembly. NCBI's taxonomy places the organism in Eukaryota, Fungi, Glomeromycota, Glomeromycetes, Diversisporales, Gigasporaceae.